CACUAAACCGGAUCAACGACCCUCCAAAGUGAUACGCAAGCAAAAGAAAACCGGUGUACCCCGUAAACUUUGUGCACGCAGACCGAGCGAAGACUCAGGAGUGAGGUCUGUGUGGUGCCAGAUGUUAAGAACAGAGCUGUAAUAGAGGCGGUGGAUGAUACUGAGCUGCUGACUGGCAAACAAACAUGACUGAUACAGAUGGAUCCCAGGCUUCUGAUUCUGAUUACCCUGAUGACCAAGAGCUAAUGAGCAGUUGGCAGGAAGAACCUUGUAAAAUACGUGCAUGUGAAACAAAUACACAAAUGGAGUGUUCAAGGCAAAGGAAUGCUGCUUCUGAUGAAUCUUCAGAUGAGCUUAACAUACGUAAAUUGUCAGCUGCUUCACCUGAGGUUUUGCUGGACAGCAGUGAUUCAGAAAUUGAUGCCUCUGUUGCUGGUGGCAGUGGGUACCAUUCCAAAUGUUCCACUGCCCGUGCAAAACAAAAACAGGAAUCUGAGUCUUCAAGGCGACAAGCUGAAGCUGCAGCAGGAGUGCCUGACAAUGAAAGCUCCUCAGAUUCUUCUCUGUCCCCUCAAAGUCCACCGAAACCAUCAGAAACUCCAAAGAAGACUAAGACAAAAUUCAAUUUGAAAGCCAUUUUUGACUAUCACUUCAGGGGGAAAAAGUUUAAGGCUGCUGCACGCCGAAAAUACAUGUAUGGCACAGAGAAGAAGAGGAAGAAGAGAAAAUAUGUGAGCACACAGAUGCCUGUGGGGAGGCCACCACUGACUGCCUCACCUCAAGAGCGAAAGAGAAGGCUGCUAGACAGAGGUGUUCAAUUCCCUUUUAAAAAAUAUUACGGGAAGAAACAUAUUCCCCUGAAGAUGGUUCUUGGCUAUGAGCAAGCAGCUCUAAAGGGAUAUUUCCGGUACAUUGAAAUGCUUAAAUAUGAAGAACAUCUUAAGAAAGCUUUGAAAGCUCUUGAGGCUAGUGAAGACUUGGAAAGAGAAUGUCUGAUGGAACGGAAACACAAAUACUUGGAUGAUGAAGGCCCCAUUUCCCCUAUUCAGGAGACAAAUGAUAAUGAUGACAGCUUGAAUUCUGAUAAUCAAGAAGACCAUGAUGUCAGAAUAGUGGAUAACAGCUCUUUUAUUCUAAGCAGCAAAAUUCCCAGUAAGAAAAAAUCAAAGCCAGAAAAGAAACGUGCAAAAUUAACUGAAGUGAUUGAAGUAGAGGAGGAAUAUGACAGCAGCUGAGAACUUUGGGCUUCUGUGGUUUUACGUUAGUGAACAGGCAAAUGAGAUGGCAGUGGUCACUCAACGUGGUCACAUUCAGUUUAAGUUUAUGGUGCUUUUGGAAGAGGAAAUGCCACUUGGUUUUCCUGAUGUAAAAGGUAAGCUCUUAACUGGUUAACAGGGGGACAGCAGAGAGAAGCUCUUAGUCUUGCACUUAAGUCUUGCUGAAGCUGUCUAAAUGUCUAAAACAUCUUCCUGUAGAAUGUUACCAACUCUGUGUGGCUCCAGGACAGCCUAGGAAAUGGCAUGGAAGAAAAUGCUGUGUAAGAUUACUGGACAGGAAAACAUAUUUAACAUGAGAAUCCCUGAGCUAAAGCUGGGCAAGCAGUGAAACCUUACAAGAACAUAGUCUCUUAUUUGGCUGGUGCUGUAGUGUGGGUGCCAGGCUAGAUAAUACACCAGCUUGACACAGCUUCAGUUGUUCUUACAACAGAGUAUCUGCUAUUGAAUUCCUUGCCACAAUUACUUUGGUACAAACUGCAGCUGUGUCUCAAAAUAGAAGAGAUGAUAGUGGAAGGUGACAGUUACUAAUGGCCACUGAAUAGGAAACUGAGAUAUAGCUUCAAAUGUACUUUCAAAAGCAGUGGAAAACUAAAAGCCGCUGCAUUCAAUCUGUUCCAGCACGUGUUCAGUUUUUGUCUGUUGCUGUAGACAAAAACCUGGAACCUAGUGCUUAGAAAAAACCCUUCUUUUGCAACCCACAGCUGAUGAACGUAUUGGUUGUGUUACGUGUAUGAAGGGACAAUAUUUGCAUGUGUUCAAGCAAAGUCUUUCAAAUACUGAUGAACCUAGGGCAUGGAUCCCAUGUCACAGAUCUGCAGAAGUGUAGUGCAGUUACAUCUGUUUCUUUCCAGGUUCUGCAGAUGGAGCAUAGCAGCUUUUGAGUGCUUCAGUUCUUAUGGCUGUUAGCUGGUUUGUGAUGUACUUGAGUGGACUCCUGUGGAGCACAUUGAUGAAAGAGGGCAUUCCUGUGAUGUCUGGAACGCAGUGGAAAACACCUACUUGAGGGGAGUCCACCUGGUAGUCCAGUCUGAAGCAGCAUCUUGGUAAGUUAGUGUGCAGAUUGCUUUUUAACCCUGGCUUGUUGCAAGUUAGCUGGCUAUAGCUUGGUGAUCUGUAAAAUUGCUGUUUUCUUCUUAACUGACAAGGUGCUCUGCUUUAG
Messenger RNA from Melopsittacus undulatus (budgerigar), 2436 nucleotides. RefSeq names its product TATA-box binding protein associated factor, RNA polymerase I subunit D (gene TAF1D). The record is from RefSeq and is a predicted model, not a curated record. Gene Ontology annotation, biological process: regulation of DNA-templated transcription. Gene Ontology annotation, cellular component: nucleus; nucleoplasm; RNA polymerase transcription factor SL1 complex. NCBI's taxonomy places the organism in Eukaryota, Metazoa, Chordata, Aves, Psittaciformes, Psittaculidae.